Messenger RNA from Wasmannia auropunctata (little fire ant), 1503 nucleotides. Its product is annotated as ras-related protein Rab-28-like. Gene Ontology annotation, molecular function: GTPase activity; GTP binding. NCBI's taxonomy places the organism in Eukaryota, Metazoa, Arthropoda, Insecta, Hymenoptera, Formicidae. The record is from RefSeq and is a predicted model, not a curated record. Gene Ontology annotation, cellular component: endosome; Golgi apparatus. The transcript is spliced from 4 exons. Bases 376 to 1095 code for a protein of 239 amino acids.
UCAUCAUUUCCGAAAUGUUAUACGCACAAUAUUAUCGUCGUCGUCAACAUUGUCAGAUUUAUAUCCUAAUUUAUAGUCAGAACCGCUACUAACCGCGAGGUACGCACGUUGGCGAUGGCGUGGCUCUGCUAUCGAUUAUUCGUUAAUUUAUUCAUGCCCGCGAGUAGACGACGACGACGACGACGACGAUGCCAUACUGGCCACCACUACCGGUCGAUUCGGACCUCGCUCGUCGGCCACAACACGCGAACUGCCACAUUCCAUGCCGCGCCAUUAUAGUCGGCCGAGGACUGUCCCGACGGACGAGUCAUGCCGCUCGUAUGAUCACCACCGAAGACUACCGACAAUUUAUCUCGCAUCGUUGUCGCGUCCUCGAUGUCGGACGUCGAGGAGGAGUCGGCCGAGAAGCGGCUGAAAAUCGUGUUCGUGGGUGACUCCGGCGCCGGCAAAACUAGUAUCGUUCAGAAGUUUUGCAACAACGAUUUCACCAGGCAGUACGUACCUACUGCGGGCAUCGACUUCUUCCUCAAGAACAUCAGCAUCGGCUACUACAAAAAUGUCAAUCUGCAUUUAUGGGACGUCGGCGGGCUCGCCUUGCACGGCAACAUGCUGGACAAAUACAUUUUCGGAGCACACAUCAUUCUUUUGGUGUACGACGUCACCAAUAGCUCGAGUUUCGACAUUUUGGAAGAGUGGCUUAGUAAAGUUAAGAGUUUCAUUGACGCUUACGAUGAAAUACCUCUAAUAGCGAUAGUGGGUAAUAAAUGUGACAUGGAACAUCAAAGAACAGUUAAGAGAGACAGGUCGCAUCGAUUCGCUGCGGAAAAUGGAUUUCCUUAUCACGAUAUGUCUGCGAGAACAGGAGAAUCGGUAUCUUUAUGCAUAGCAGGUUUAGCGGCGCAAGUGUUGGGUACAAGAUUAACAAGAACAGAUCAAGAUUUUCAUAAACCUAUCAUUAUCGCUGAAAUUGGGGACACAGUAGAUGUGAAUUCAAUACACAAAGUCGUAAAAAGGAUUCCUAAUAAAAAGCAACACCCAAUUGUAUUUCAUCCCCAUUUCCCCGCCUCGAAAUCCGCAGUGUGUGCACUGCAAUGAUAAUCAUCGGACAUUUUUAGAAUACUCUUUUUUAUGUAAAUUUAGCCAAAUAUACAUAUUAAAUUUAUUGGUUUCAACAAAAAUUAUACAAUUACAGUCACAAUAAAUAAUAAAUACCGUAUUUCAUACAUAAUGUUAGUCAAUCUCUGUGCACAAUCAAUUUUAUAUAUAGGUAUAAAUUUCAUUCAUUUGAGUGCGUAUGUAUUCAUAAAUAAUGUGUUCAACAAAUAGAACACAGUAUCGAGAAUGUAUUUUUUUACAAUUGUAUGUCUUGCGCGUGAAUGUACGAAAUUUGUGCAUCGUAUCACAUUCAACUUAUACACUACGUAGAUGAAAAUAAAAAUUAUAUUUAUGUAGUGCGGGGUCAAUGGAUAAAUAUGAUUACAAAAUUUGUAUAGAUUGAAAAAA